Messenger RNA from Oryza sativa Japonica Group (Japanese rice), 1293 nucleotides. Its product is annotated as bZIP transcription factor RISBZ3-like. Gene Ontology annotation, biological process: regulation of DNA-templated transcription. NCBI's taxonomy places the organism in Eukaryota, Viridiplantae, Streptophyta, Magnoliopsida, Poales, Poaceae. The record is from RefSeq and is a predicted model, not a curated record. Gene Ontology annotation, molecular function: DNA-binding transcription factor activity.
CGGGUGGGCAGCUCAGCUUUGUGGGGGGCGAAAAAGAGGAGCUUUCCCUUCUCCUUCUUCUCCUUCUCCUCCCUCGGUGAUCUGCCUCGCUGGGGCAUCUCUAAAAGCAUCCGACUCCGACGCCACCACCACCAGUUCACCACCGCUGAAAGAAUCAGCAGCAGCAGCAGAGGCCACACGAGGAGAUGAAGAAGUGCCCGUCGGAGCUGAACUUCGAGGCGUUCUUCCACGGCGAGAGGGGGGAGGACGACGCCGACGCCGCCGCCGACCAGAAGCCCGGCGGCGGCCCGCACCCGCCGCCGUUCGCCAUGUUCUCCGCCGCCGACCUCUCCAGCUUCGGCUUCGCGGACUCGGUGACGAGCACCAUCACUGGGGUCAUUCCCAAUCACAUAUGGCCCCAGUCCCAGAGCCUCAACGCACGGCAUCCUGCAGUCUACACAAUUGAGUCGCAAUCAUCAAUCUGUGCAGCAGCAAGUCCCACGUCAGCUACCACUCUGAACAUGAAGGAGAGCCAAACUCUGGGAGGCACAAGUGGUUCAGAUUCUGACAGUGAGUCGCUGUUGGAUAUAGAGGGCGGUCCAUGCGAACAAAGCACAAACCCACUGGACGUUAAGAGAAUGAGAAGGAUGGUUUCCAACCGGGAGUCUGCUCGUCGAUCAAGGAAGAGAAAGCAAGCUCACUUAGCUGAUCUCGAGACGCAGGUUGACCAGCUCCGGGGCGAAAACGCAUCGCUUUUCAAGCAGUUGACAGAUGCCAAUCAGCAAUUCACGACGGCGGUCACGGACAACAGAAUCCUCAAAUCAGACGUGGAGGCCCUCCGGGUCAAGGUGAAGAUGGCGGAGGACAUGGUGGCGCGGGGGGCGCUGUCGUGCGGCCUCGGCCACCUGGGCGGGCUGUCGCCGGCGCUGAACCCCCGGCAGGGGGCGUGCCGCGUCCCCGACGUGCUCACCGGGCUGGACUACGCCGGCGACGACCCCUUCACCGGGCUGUCCCCGCCGGAGCAGGUGCAGAUGCCCGGCGGUGGCGAGGUGGGUGACGCCUGGGGCUGGGACAACCACUCCAAUGGCGCCAUGUCCAAGUGAAAACUACUUCUUACUGCUUUGUCAGCUCAGCUACGUAUAAAAAUGUGAUGUCCCAAGUGAACGGACUUGAGUUUUUCAGAGUCCUCGUGUCGUGUCAAGUGUCGUCCUGUAAUAGAACUGACUAGCUAUAUAUAGUACACAGUAUUUGGUAAGAGACUGAAAAACUACGAAGUAUAAAUGUUGUGGAGGUUAGAGCUUUUCUCUGAUUUUA